Messenger RNA from Solanum tuberosum (potato), 2248 nucleotides. RefSeq names its product G-type lectin S-receptor-like serine/threonine-protein kinase At4g03230. Gene Ontology annotation, cellular component: plasma membrane. Bases 1438 to 2016 code for a protein of 192 amino acids. Gene Ontology annotation, biological process: protein phosphorylation. The transcript is spliced from 2 exons. Gene Ontology annotation, molecular function: protein serine/threonine kinase activity; ATP binding. NCBI's taxonomy places the organism in Eukaryota, Viridiplantae, Streptophyta, Magnoliopsida, Solanales, Solanaceae. The record is from RefSeq and is a predicted model, not a curated record.
GAGAACCCGGGACACUGCCCACACAAAAAAAACAGGCAAGGACAAAAGAUGGAGAUAAUUAGGAGGAAGGAGGCAGAUGAGUGAGAGAUCUGAUGACAAAGGUAAGUCGGUCAUUGGUAGAGUCAUGAGCUUUGAUCAACCUUUCUUGAACAUCAGCAGUUUGAGUCAGAAGGGCUGUAUUUUUCAGACGUAACUCUUUGACCUCUUCAGUACCAGGUCCUUCAGACUGAGCUUUGGCCAGUUAUGCCUUCAAUAGUGCCAUUUCAGCAUCCUUUUUCUGAACAAGUGUUGUUAGUUCCUCCAGUUCACGCUUCAGUUAAUCUCGUUCAGCCACUAAGUGAGACAUUUUACUUAGUCGUCUUAUUUGACCCUCGAUGCACUCACACUCGACUAAGGUAUUGAGAGAAAUUGAUUGUUUAACUGUGCCAACAGUACCUGGUCCCAGUGAAACUUUCAGAUGAUCGAACACUUUUAUGAGAAAGUAUCCAUAUCUCAUUCCAUGCUUGCCUUUACGUUCUAUCACCGUUUUGUGCAUGUGUUCCAACAUGAGUGCUGGCAGAUUCAAUGGGUCGAACUUGCAGAUAGAUUCCAUUAGGAAUAAAUCUGCUGAAUUGGCAACUAUACGCUUCUCAGAUCGAGAAAGAACCACCUUGUUCACAAACUCAAACAACAAUUAGUAUUCCCCUUUCAUAAGCUUUUUCUGAAUACCUGCACGAUGCGGAAGCUUAGAGCACUCAUUGGCAAAGUGUUGAGUGUAAAGUUUUCCAACCACGGACCUGAUCCCUUCUCUAGGUACCUCUAGAAUCUCUCCCAACAGCUCCUCAUUUAGAUGCAUCAUUUUAUCUCCCACCAAAGUAUAAAGACUUCCAUCCUCAUUGAACUCCACAUUGUAAUAGAACUCCAUUACUUGGUCUUCAUGCAUUACAUGAGAUUUAGUCAUGAACAGGUGAGUCCAUGAUUGAAUCUCCACUAGAUCCGCCAACGAGUUCAUUCCAGGUUUCUUAAGGAUCCUGGGGUAAAAAAAUCUCCCACCCAGGACCUUCUAUGCAUGCAGAUUGCUAACAAUAUCCUGCUUGGUGUCGUCCUUUCCAUUUCGCUUUCUCUUGGUACCAGCACUUAACAACAAUGAUUCUCCUUUUCUUUUUCCUGUGUUGAGGAGUUGGUUGAGCAAAGUAAAACUUAAGCCAGAAAAGAAUUCUUAAAGAGUAUUAAUGAUAGGUUCUGAGGUCCAAUGAAUAUUUGCAUCAAAGUCCUUCAAGAUAGAUGUUAAUAUAUCUGACAUGGUUUUGGCUUUCUACUUUCAGAUCAAACUAAAGCUAAGAAAUUGAUGAAGCUAAAAGCAAUUCUUUCGUCCAUAAUAGCUUUGAUGAUUCUACUCAUAGCCAGCUUUUGCUACAUUUACUAUAGAAGAAGGAUGGCAAAAAAAGCAGGUAUUUGAUGAAUGAAUCUUACUCUGGAAGAUAUUUUCUUUUAUACCAUUUUGAACUUAAUUUCAAAGGUCAUUCUCAAUCAGAUAAAAGUAAAGGUACUCAAGGGGCACAUAUAUCUCUUUGGCACAAAGCUGAAGGAGAAGCGAAAGUGUUGAUGAAAGAAAACAGUGAUGAAGCUAUUGAUGUUCCAUACUUUCACUUGGAGACCAUUUUGGCUGCUACAGACAACUUCUCAAAUGCAAAUAAGCUCAGACAAGGAGGAUUUGGUCCUGUUUACAAGGGUAUCUUUCCGGGUGAAAAGGAAAUUGCAGUAAAAACGUUAUCCAGUCAAUCAGGACAAGGCAUAGAUGAAUUUAAGAAUGAAGUGACUCUAAUUGCAAAGCUUCAACAUCGAAAUCUGGUGAGGCUAUUGGGCUAUUGCAUCAAUGCAACGGAACAAAUACUACUUUAUGAAUAUAUGCCGAAUAAAAGUUUAGAUACAUUCAUAUUUGGUGAGUUAGCCUUAUUAAGUUCCUUAUUCUCAAAGUCUUACAUUUCUUAUAAUGAUCUAAUUUUAUUGACCUACCAAAUUUUUUCAUGGUUAUGAUGCAAGAUGGAGCACUUUGUCAAUUAUUGGAUUGGAAAAAACGUUAUGACAUCAUAUUGGGCAUUGCACGGGGUCUAUCUUAUCUUCACCAUGAUUCACGACUAAGGAUCAUUCAUAGAGAUUUAAAAACCAGUAACAUUUUAUUAGAUGAGGAGAUGAACCCGAAAAUUUCAGAUUUUGGCUUGGCAAGGAUUGUUGAAGGAAAAGUAACAGAAGCAAAUACAAAGAAAAU